AGGUCAUUUGCCAUUUAUUGGGGUGGUUUUUUUUGGUGGUUGUUUUGGGGAUGUUUCUGUGUGUGUGUGUUGGGGGGGGGGGGGGGGGGCGCUGGGAACCCAUUUGUCUAGGCAGACACGAAGGACAUAAAAGACCUAAGGCUCUCGUCUUCCACCCCACUUCAGCCAGGUCCCAAUUCCCAACUUUGCCAGGUUCAAUCGCGCCGGCGUCGUCUCCUAUCGAUUAUGGCAGCAGCAGCAUCAACAUCAACCAUCACCAGAGUGCCCGUGGCAGCUUGUAGUAGCAUUUCUUUUUCUGAAACGAAAAGACGAAUUCAACCUACUCGACUGACAACUACCGAUAGAAUAAGACUCCCAGCACAACGAUUCUCUCGAACCCCGAAAUGUCAUUUCACGACAGUAUCGUGUCUCCCUCCUGCGCCGCUGCCGUUGUCCAAAACCCAUUUCAAUCCCUCCACCAGGCUCUUUGUCAGCGGGCUGUCGUUUCGUACCACAGAGGAGAGCUUGACAAAUGCCUUCAAAGCUUUUGGCGAGCUCUUAGAAGUGAACUUGGUAAUGGAUAAAAUCGCUAAUCGACCGAGAGGUUUUGCAUUCAUUCGCUAUGCUACGCAGGAGGAAUCUCAGAAAGCCAUUGAGGGGAUGCAUGGCAAGUUCCUGGAUGGCAGGGUAAUAUUUGUUGAAUUUGCUAAAAGUAAAUCAGAGCUUCGCCAAAGCCUCAAGCAAAAGCCAAAAUUGACUUGAUGGGUAAGAUAUAUGAUCACACUGGAUUAGGCCCCAAAGCCCUGAAUCUUUUUGAAGAAACGUCUCGGAAGACUGGCUGAACCUGUGUGUUUACAACUACCAACCUGCAGUCAAAUUCAACUAGCAACAUCGUUUAAGAAUCCCCAAAUAAUGGAAGAUGUGAAUGAUAUCUAAGCCAGCUAUUUGAGAUGUAAGCUGCGAUUCCUGGCCAUGUCUACUCUUAGCAAUCUGAAUGUCAUUUUACCACGUUCCACAUGGUGAAUUGGUUGUAUGUGGGUAGAAGAGCAAAAGGGAAUCAUCAAAUUUCUCUCCAGACAAGCAUUUACAAAGUUGAAAUAAACACUAGAAUUUGCUGGAGUCCAGGCAAGGUUUUAUAUGUGAUCAUACACGUUCUUCUCUGUCUCCCUAAUCGAGUAAUUUUGAUGUUUAUACAUGCUGUACCAGUCAGUUUAACAGUUUCCCUUGAUAGAAUUCAAUUACAGCAAAGCGGAUGUAGCGAAUUUAAAUAUUUUUACGAGAUCAUCUAGAGAAUCAGUGAACCAUUGGUUACUGUAGCAAGUAACGUUUCUGGUGAAGACCAAGGACAUAGCUUUCUUCACUCUUUUCCUUUGAAAUGGACAUACCUCCUGCUUGCUGC
Molecule: messenger RNA, 1378 nt
Organism: Coffea arabica (coffee)
Lineage: Eukaryota; Viridiplantae; Streptophyta; Magnoliopsida; Gentianales; Rubiaceae
Product: organelle RRM domain-containing protein 6, chloroplastic
Biological process (GO): cytidine to uridine editing; chloroplast mRNA modification
Cellular component (GO): chloroplast
Molecular function (GO): RNA binding
Source: RefSeq, a predicted model, not a curated record